Ictalurus punctatus (channel catfish) is the source of this 7960-nucleotide messenger RNA. Its product is annotated as TBC1 domain family member 10A. NCBI's taxonomy places the organism in Eukaryota, Metazoa, Chordata, Actinopteri, Siluriformes, Ictaluridae. Bases 4813 to 5556 code for a protein of 247 amino acids. The transcript has 8 exons. The record is from RefSeq and is a predicted model, not a curated record.
ACACUCGUACUCAAAGCACAACACUGAACACCACUUUGAUAUGAGGGAACAGUUAUGACCUACUCUUUAGUAGAGAUGGAAAACACACAGGGCAGGGUAACUGCAGGAGUAGUGAGAAGCACUGACACAGUUGACGAGGCAAUACAUGCUUAUUAAUUAUUUGUUUUUAUACUAGUGUAUAUUAUUUUUUAAAUCGGUUUCAGGUAAACUGGUUGGCGCUUAUUGACGGGGUGUAUGUGCGUGACUGCACCUGGCGCAUAUUGAAGAGGGUGAUUGCUAACUUCCUUGGCAAAGAACCUCAAUUGGAGGGGAGUCAAUGGAAAGACUUCACUGUCCGCUCUCCAACUCGGAGAGGUCAUGAUUGCUGCAGUUCAUAGAAACCUCUUCACGGCUAAAGCUGCAGAGAUGGAGGUCGAGGGGACCAUGAAGAGGCGGCUCCAGCUGGCAUCAGAUCGAGAGUGUGGGCGCAAGAGCAGACUUUUGAUAAAGGAGGAUAUUUACAGUGUUUUAACUGCUGUGUUUUUUGCGCUAUUUAUUAAUUUGUUAAAAUGUUCAUAUUAUAGUCUAUUUUUAAUUGUUUAUAAAAGUCCUUGCUGUUUUUAAGUGGCUGAAUUAGUGUGUGUGCACGCGUGUGUGCGUGCGUGUUGGUAGCUGGGUGGGUAUAUAGUUCUGGUCUGAAGUUGACAUACCCCUUGCAGGAGAAAGAGACCCUGUGUAAUCUGUUUAAACGACUUUUACGCAUGUUUUGCAGAGAGAUCAUUUUCACCUUGCUGUUUGGGUCUCUGUCCCACACUGUUACAGUGCAGUAUUGAGAGCGCGAGGGAGAUCGAUUUUCUAUCAGAAACAGUAACUAUAUAAAAUGGACGUCAACACGCAGCACUCUGUGAGGUCAUUUCUCGCUCUCAACAGAGUAGUUGUGAUUGUUCAGUGUUUACGACAGGGCCAAAACAUUCAAGGCCAUGGUGUAUUUUGACUGUUCCUGUAGCAUAAUCUCACCAAACUGAGUCUAUUCACAGUUCCAUGCUGUGUAGAUGUUCUGCUCAUCCUCACUGUACCGUAAAGGUCAGAACCUCACAUCUGUAACCUUGUAGCUUUCCUUAAUCAACACGACUGCGACCAAGCUUGUGUAUCACUACUAUUUUUAGAUCUCCGCCUCUCAAAAGUAUUGGCGCCCUGCGCGGCCGCCUCUCAAAUCUUUUGCCGCCCUAACCGGCCGGCUCUCAAAUCUGUUGGCGCCCUAUGCGUCCGGCUGUCAAAUCUAUUGGCGCCCUAUGCGUCCGGCACUCAAAACUAUUGGCGCCCUUCUCGGGCAGUUCUCAAAAGUAUUGGCACCCGAUCUGAAUUUUGCCACGGCAAGCACCUCUCACAUUUUCUUCAGGAAAUGUACCUUAAAAUAAUAAAAAGUCUCUCACUAGGCUGUGUGUCGAGAUAAACGUGAAAACAUCUUGAGCUUGUGUUCACCACAGACCUUAUUUCCGGCAUUUAACCCAAAACCCCAUUGACGGAAGUGCUAAUACGCUGACUCGUUUCUGGGUUUCACGACUCAUUCCUGCAGCACUCUGUAAGACGGGCUGUUGUUAUCAAACCAUCGAAGUAAGAUAAGCGGCUUUGGUAAUGAUUCUUUAAAUUAACCGAUUCAGAAUCCUCUUCUUGAAUCAUUUGAGUCGUUCUCACUCGGUCAGGGUUGCACGUGUGGGUUGCUUUUCUUGCACGUGUAAUCAGCACGUGUUCACAGACCGUAAAUCCCGACCCCAUGGUAGACACUCGACAGAAAUUUCAUACUAAAGUAAGUAUUUUAUAUUUUCUGGGUCUAAACAGAGCAGAAGUAAUGCUAACGUGUUGUACAGAUUCUAUUGGACUAGUGAACUGUGUGGAUUUGUAUAUUUAACCCAGUUUAAUAUGGCCUGCUUUGUUCAGUCAGAGACAAGUAAAUCUGUUCUAAUGUUCAUUUAUUUUCCAUAGAUAAAACACAUGUUUGUUUACACAUGAAUACGUACUUUAUGCCUUCAGAAUGGUGGAGAUUUGGCUCUUAACUAUGGUUAAGUGGGGGGUACUAUAAAAUGCACAGUUCUGAGACACUAUAUACCUAUACUGUGAAAUCAGUACAUGUGUGUGUUUAGAAUGAUUAUAGCUUUUGGGGAAAAAAACUAUUCUUGAAUCUAUUAGUCCUUGCACCUGUAACGUCUCCCUGAGGGCAACAGAUCAGAGCCAGGGUGAGAGCUGUCCUCAAUGAUGGUUUUUCCUCUGCUGAGGCAACGGGGGGGGGGUGUAAAUAUCCAUCAGGGAGGUGUUGUGGAUAAAAAAUGUCAUAAAAUAAACAUAAGGGAGACCUAGCAUCCAGCAAAGGGGAGAAGAAGAAAAGAUGGGCACCUAGACACAUAGAAGCGGGAUUAGGCUGACAUUGACAAAUUGGAAUUACACUUUAAAGAUCUUUAAGAGCAGUAGUAGUCAAAAAAGUCAAAAAGAGGUAUACGAGCUGAGCUGAGGAGUGCUAAUACACACACACAAACACACGCUCGUACAGUCAAGGGCGGGCAAGUAGACACAACAUACACACACAUGAAUAACUUUAAUAAUCUUAUAGUAAUAGAGAAACUCUCUAUAAAAAAACAGAAUAGUAGGAUAUGCAGGACAGUAUGGAGGAUAUCCAGGAGCUUAAGCUCAUCACUUCUGAGAAUUCUCAUCGGUGUGGAUCUCGUGUGGUGGAACGGAACAAUAAAUCUGGACCCUUGCUUCUUCUCACUCAUGGCUGGUGUCUUUUUUUUCUAUCUCCAACUGGGCUCAGAGGUAGAUGUGAGUGUUGGCUUCUAUGUUGAAUUUUAAGUGUUUUUGGGUAAUAGGCUAUAUUUGAGCCAACAGAGGGGAGAGGUAAUAAAUAAACUUAUAAAUGUGAUUACUUGAUGACCGUAGACAGAACUCUAUAAAUGUGAAAUGUUUUGUUGAAGUUCAGAUGAAUCUCUGAUGUACAGAAUCUUCAACAGAGUUCUGCAGAAAGAUUUUAAAUGCCUGUCAUUCACCAGAACAAAUUUGCAGUUGAACAGUCUGUCUAAAAGAAAAAAUCUAAACACACAAUAUAAAAUUCCUGCAGUGUGAAUAAAGCCUUUGUGUUGCUUUUAGCAAACAUGUCUAGUACUCUCGGUUCAAUGUACACAAUUUACCCCAUUUAAAUGCAUUUUGGAAAUUGUUCCACAUGGCCUUAAAGUGUGAAUAUUCACUGUACGCCAAAUAAGUAAUCAAAGAAUGGAACUGAAUUUUUUCUUCUCUAAUGGACCAUUAAUCACAAUUAUAAAAGAUGAUGCAUCAGGUACAAAGUAUCAGGGUUUUUUCCCCCUCUUUUUCCCACAAUAGUUGCAUGAUUUUUGCUACACCCUUUCCACCAUGUGUGUGUGUGUGUGUGUGUGCGCGCGCUACAAAUCACUUUGAGGUAAAAAUAUUUUAAGGCAGCCACUUUCACCUUCCUACAACAAUUGGUGACUGGUCUGAGGUGAAGCUUCUUGUCAUGUUACUGUGGUCAUGGAUCACAUUGUGGGGCUCUCUGUAAUGUAACCGUUUCUGUAAUUAUCCUUACUUGCCUUUGCGCUUUUGUGCUUCUGCGUCUUCUGUUGGUGCUUUAUUCUGCUUUUUAGGGCCCGAGCACCGCUGCUGCAAAGCCCUAUUGGAUCUGCUGUUUAUUAUUGGGGCAGAGCACCGAAGGUGCAGCGCUUCUGGUGACCACCGGAGGUGCAGGGCCCUAUUGAUUUUCUGGUGUUUAUUGUUUAUUUCAUGCAUUCUUGUCGUUUUUAAGGACCUAAACAUGGCUGAAAACUCCCAAAACUCGGUAGACGCUCCAGCUCCAGUGAAAAUGUAACUUGCAUGGGCAUGGUCGAGGAGCUCCUUAGCACCCCUGAAGGCAGGCAAUGGUCGGGAUGAAGUUGCUCCGAUGUGCACGAUUUACCAUAUAUAUAUAUAUAUAUAUAUAAAUUAGAUAGAUAUGGGGUAAUAAAGUGUAACAUAUACAUAAUUCACAAUAAUUUAAUAUCAGAUAUCAGUUAGAUUCAGCUUCGGACACAAGUUCCAGGUACUGAUCGAGAAGGAGUGGAUCAGCUUCGGACACAAGCUGGCCUCGGUGCGUAUGAGCAGUGAGGGCGUGGUUGUGUGUGGGCGCGUGAACGCAUGUAUAUUUAACCCCAUCUUUCUCUCUCUGUGUGUUUCUCAGCGUGUCGGCCUUGGAGAUGAGAAUCACGCCAACUCGGAACGAUCCCCUCUCUUUGUGCAGUUCAUCGACUGUGUGUGGCAGAUGAUGAGACAGUUUCCUUCUGCUUCUGAGUUCAAAGAGCUUUUUCUCAUCCCCAUCCUGGAUCGCCCCUACAGCUGCCUGUUUGGUACAUUCCUCUACAGCAGUGAGCAGGAGAGAAUGGAAAAGGAAGUACAGGGUAAAACGGUCACUGUGGUCCUACGUUAACAGUCAGCCGGAGGACUUCACUAAUCCGUUCUAUGUGGACUGUAAAAACCAGGUGCUGUAUCCACUGGCCAGUCUCACACAUCUGGAGCUCUGGGUGGGUUAUUAUGUGCGCUGGAACCCACGCAUGAGACCUCAGAUGCCGCUCCAUCAGAAUUUGAGAGAGUUACUGUUUUUGCGUGAAGAACGUGGAGGAGCUCCAAAGAGAGGCCACGUCAUCCUGCUCCAUCUCCUCAUCCUCAGAGCAUACUUCUCCCUCCUCACAUAGUGGAGGCGGUUCAGCUGGACGGCGAGAUCCUGCAUGCGCUGUGAAGCGAGUGUGUUCUGUGGCGUAUCGGCACCUGGACAAGCACAAGAUCGAGCCGGUGCUCUACAUGAUGGAGUGGUUCAUGUGCGCCUUCUCCAGAACUCUGCCCUGGGCCUCGGUCCUCAGAGUGUGGGACAUGUUCCUGUGUGACGGAGUGAAAAUGAUAUUCUGUGUGGGUUUGGUGGUGUUGACGUCCAUGCUGGGUACUCGGGAUAAGCUCAAGGCCUGUCCGGGUCAGUAUGAGACCAUGGAGGUCCUCGGAGCGAUUGAGCCUAGAUACAUGCAGGAGGGCUUCUUCGUGCUCCAGGUAUCGGCACAGGACGUGGAACGUGAGCAACGCACGCAGCUGAAGCGCUGGAAGAAGAAGCGCGGCGAGCCCGGCCCCAAACUCCCUCAGAGAAUGCACAGUGCUCGCACCAUCAUGGCCACCGAGCCUCAUACACACCAAGACCUCCGCCAGAAACCCACCAUUAUGGUCCAGUACCCAUCGGUCCCUGAGGAGAAGUCCGAGCCGAACCUCAGGAAGAAGAGAGGGAGCCUGAAGAAAAACCAAGCCCUCAUUCCUAACCCCUACACGCUACCUGGCGAGUCUAAACCUAGUCAGAUAUUGGACAUACAGCUUCUGAACCAGGAAAAUCUCAAUCUUGUACUUCCAAAUACACCAUUACAUCCACCACGGCUUCCUACAAUGCAGGAAAAUCAGGUCAAAGAGACGAGCACUUCUACAGAGCGACUCGUGCAGCGUCCUCGAAUUCCUCCAUCGAUAAGAAACUGCCAGAAUCUAUCCCUCUGCAACAUCUAUCCCUCCUAACUGCUCCUGUACACGGAUCACCUUCAGCGUAGCGUCCUCACCUGCUGAAAUGUGCUCCUGCCCAAUCCAGAGAACCUGACCAUGAUGAGCUCCCUAAUAAUACAUAAAACUCAGCCACCAUUUUGGAUCCAUCUACACACUCAAGCCCUCUGCUUACGCACAACGCACCUGCCACCCACGACUCGCCUGCUGCUCCCGAGUACAAAAACAACACUCAUUGAUUUUUUUUUUUUGUUGUGCGUGUUAAACAGUGUGAUACGUUGAGGAAUUGAUUAUUGGCACACGUCUACUGAAUAGCAAGGAUCGUUAAGUCUUUAACGUGUUAUAGUUUACACCGGAGGAACUGCAAACAAUCUGAGAGGGAGAAACCCGUCAGCUACUAGAGGGCACACUUGGUCCAAAAAUGUACACACACUCCACAAAAACUCUGCAGUGCCUGAGGAGUGUUUACUCGCUCCAGUCUUCAGAAGGGAAACUGCCUACAGAUUCACUUUUGAAAGACUUUCACAGGCAUCACAAACAUUUGUUUAUAUUGCACUCGUAUCAAUUUGGCAGGUUUUUUUCUUCUUAAUCCGAAGCAACCACCACUUCUUUGUGUUUGUAUUUCACAAAUUUCCUUACCACAUCUUACAAGAGCUGCACGACAAUGACAACAAUCCUGUACAAUAGGCACAGCCUUUUCAUUAACAUAAUCAGUGAAAUAUCCUCUGUCUGUAUACUUUACACGCAAACAAAACAACUCAAGCUGAGAACUUUAUUGCUGAUUCACGUUAUACCACACCGCCUUCUAAUAUAGAUCUGAUCUAUAUUAUAUAUACGUGUACCUUAGAUAACGCCUCUCUGAACGCCAUGGUGGGACGUUCCCGAGUUGAAGUACUGUACAAGUCCUAAGCAUUAGAUCACCCCAAUUACUCUUGUAUACUCUUUCCAUACCAUCGUGAUCUUUGCCUGACGAAACCAUACACAAACAUAUUUGACAUUUGGGGCCUAAUUCUAAAAUCACCACAUACCAAAUGCACAACCAUUUUGUCUUGCUGCCAUCACAAAAUAAUGAUGUUUAAACCUUAAGUAACAGAGUCACGGAGGGUGUAUAUAUUUUUCCACACUACAUGAAGUUUUGGGAUCCUUAUAGACUGUGGAACAGAAGUGUACUCAGUGUGUCUCCACCGUUUUAUUUCAUAUUGGAGUACAACCAUUUUUCUUUUUUACCAUUAAGGAUGAAACACUUGUUUCUUUUAAAACACCAUCUUUAAAUCUUUUUCUACCUCCUAACUAAACCCUCGGACUUAAGACACGAUCUUUGGAGCUGUUGACGCCCUUCUCAGGGUUAAACAACAACGUCUUUACAUUACCUUCAUUAAUAAUUUGUCAAUCUAUCCUCUUGGUUUUUUUAUUUUUUUUUUGGAGCAAAAGUCAGGUCCUCUCUCAUUUCAACAGGUCCUCUUGUUGGUGAAUACACAGCAAUCUUCUAAGGGUAUUAGGAUUUCUCGGAGCAGACAUUGUAGCAGAUAGUUGCAGAGUUUCUUCUGUGUUUUAACCACAACGUCUUAACCAUUAUUUUAACACUGAGACACAUGACUCCCUUUAAUUCGUUAACAAACACAUUUGUAAAAAUUCUGGUCAGCAAAACCCCCAAAAGAACACCUGUCUGUCUCUCUCUCUCUCUCUCUCUCUCCCACUCCCACCCACGCACACCCACAUGGUCAUCAGAGGUCAUAAAUGUACUGCUGGGACAUGGGAUGUCAAAGCAUAGACAAAAGCUUAUGUAUUUAGCGAUAGUUCUGUGUAAGUAUCCUCGUUGGCGAACCAUUUUCUGAAAUCUCGUUUAUAGAUUAAACAAAAUGCACGACUCUUUUAAAACACCGUCUUUAAAAAAGGUUUUUCACCCUUAAAUUAACCUGGUUAGAAGGUAGGAUAUGUAAUACAUAUUUUCAUUUUCUUCAGGCAUAUUGUCACUUCAGUCUCCACAACGAAUAACACCGAAGGUUUUGACCUUUCUUUCAGUAAAAGAGAACAACGACAUCAUACAGCCUUGAAGGACUGUAGAAAUUUUUAUUUUAUCAUCCUAAAUGGUUAGGUUUAGAAGGCAUGUAAUACGCGCGUUUCUUAUAAAACACCGUCUUUAAAACGUUUACCUCCUAAAGGGACCUAUUUAGAAGGUAUGUAAAAACUUUUUUUUUUUUUAACAUUUCUUCGGGUAUAUCAAUGUUUUAGAGUAUUUAUUUCAGUAAAUUUUUAUUCAAAGUCGUGCCAAUUUCUCAAAAGUGCAAUCAAUAAAGUUUAAUUUAUUUCACAAGCUUACAUUCUGCUCAUUUAUGUUCACAUUCAACCAUCGUGUAUUUUCUAACAGCGGAGCUAUACAAAACAAACCCCCACAAUCUAAAUUUAAUGUGUGGUUGCAAGA